Messenger RNA from Pseudocercospora fijiensis CIRAD86, 2014 nucleotides. RefSeq lists its product as uncharacterized. Gene Ontology annotation, biological process: maturation of SSU-rRNA from tricistronic rRNA transcript (SSU-rRNA, 5.8S rRNA, LSU-rRNA). Bases 1 to 1665 code for a protein of 554 amino acids. Gene Ontology annotation, cellular component: nucleolus; 90S preribosome; small-subunit processome. Gene Ontology annotation, molecular function: protein binding. The record is from RefSeq and is a predicted model, not a curated record. Lineage: Eukaryota; Fungi; Ascomycota; Dothideomycetes; Mycosphaerellales; Mycosphaerellaceae. The transcript has a single exon.
AUGGCAGAGACUGAUGCGGAGAGGCCCGCCGCGGUCGUCAGGAAGAAAGGUCCGACCGCGCCGUUAGGUCCAGAGGCUGCAGCCCUCAAAAAGAGGCAGCAAGAGGCCAACCAGCAGUAUGGCAGAGGCAAAGCGGUGUCGUUGGAAAAUAUCAGAGACAAGAAGCUGCGCGGCGAACUCAAGGCACUGGAAGCAAAGUACAGGGAAGCGACGCUCAAGGCGAAAGAUGCUGAGAUUCUGCUGGAGAACAGCUCGGGCUUCCUCGAGCCAGAAGGCAAGCUUGAACGCACCUACAAAGUGCGCCAGGAUGACAUAAAAAGCGACAUAGCCGUGGAGACCGCAAAGAAAGGUUUUGAGUUGAAGCUCACAGAACUGGGUCCGUAUUCACACGACUACUCGAGGAAUGGCCGGAAUCUGUUGCUCGCUGGUCGCAAAGGGCACGUAGCCACCAUGGACUGGCGUAGCGGGAAGCUGGGCUGCGAGUUGAACCUUGGUGAGACUGUUCGCGAUGCGAAGUGGUUGCACAACAAUCAAUACUUCGCGGUCGCGCAGAAGAGAAACGUGUACAUAUACGAUCACCACGGUGUCGAAAUCCACAACCUGGAUCAGCAUGUUGAAGCGACCCACAUGGAAUUUCUGCCAUACCACUUUCUGCUUUCGACGAUUGGUAAAGCAGGCUGGCUCAAAUGGCAAGACACGAGUACCGGCAAGCUCGUCGCUCAGGUUAGCACAAAGCAAGGCACGCCCACCACGUUGGGGCAGAAUCCUUACAAUGCGAUCAUGCAUGUCGGUCAUCAGAAUGGUACGGUGUCACUGUGGUCGCCGAAUAGCACCACUCCCUUGGUGAAGAUGCUGUGUCAUCGUGGCCCGGUGCGCUCUUUGGCAAUAGAUCGGGAAGGAAGAUAUAUGGUCAGCACUGGCCAGGACUUGAAAAUGGCCGUCUGGGACGUGCGCAGCUUCAAGCCGGUGCACGAAUAUUUCCUUCGUCAGCCUGGCUCGAGUGUGGCAAUAAGCGAUCGAAACUUGACAGCUGUUGGCUGGGGUACGCAGACCACUGUCUGGAAAGACUUGUUUACCAAGAGUCGAUCCGACAUCGACCAAGUCAAGGUUCAGUCUCCCUACAUGGCUUGGGGUGGCGAGGGGCAAACCAUUGAACGUGUCCGCUGGUGUCCUUUUGAGGAUAUCUUGGGCGUAAGUCACAAUGAGGGAUUCUCGUCCAUCAUAGUUCCGGGCGCUGGAGAAGCCAACUUCGAUGCACUGGAACAAAAUCCAUACGAAAACUCGAAGCAACGACAAGAAGGCGAAGUCAAGGCUCUCUUGACCAAACUUCAGCCGGAGAUGAUCAGCUUGAAUCCCGAGAAUGUUGGCAACCUAGAUACGGCCUCCCACGAACAGCGACAGCGGGAGAAGGAUCUUGACAGGAAGACUGGAGCCGAAGCUGAGAAGGACCGGAUCGAGCAGCUCAAGAACCGUGGUCGCGGAAAGAACAGUAGUUUGCGCAAGCAUCUCCGCAAGAAGGGGAACAAGAACGUCAUCGAUGAGCACAAGAUGCGUGUAAUAGAACUUCGUGAGAAGCAGAGACAACAGGCCAAGGAGGCAAGAGAGGGAAAGCAGAUUGAACAGCUCGGACCAGCGCUCUCCAGAUUUGCACGCAAAGGUGGCUGAAAAUCGGGUACCUGGACGGAACAGCUUUUUAUACCCACUCAUGGGACAAGUCUUGGAGACCUGAAUGUGUCUUGGCAUACCGUAAAGGGUGGUAGGGCAGAAUCGCCGUCGCAUGUUCCACGGUAAAGCCCCAGCCAUGAUGACCGAGGAGCGGAAAUCGCAACGUCUCUUGGGUGUAACGUCGCAAGGCUCGUACAAGGCUCUGCUGAGCUUCAAAGAAAGUAGGAACUGGAGCCGCGAUGGAUUAUUAUCUGGUUGGACAAAAUGCACGUGUCGCUUUCGAGAGGCGACGAAUACAGGACAUUUAUAUGUGCAUGGAGAAAUCCUUCCAUUGUAGCUGGGCCAUAAU